Myotis brandtii (Brandt's bat) is the source of this 2682-nucleotide messenger RNA. It is a transcript of the gene CUNH11orf87, whose product is annotated as chromosome unknown open reading frame, human C11orf87. NCBI's taxonomy places the organism in Eukaryota, Metazoa, Chordata, Mammalia, Chiroptera, Vespertilionidae. The record is from RefSeq and is a predicted model, not a curated record. The transcript is spliced from 2 exons. Bases 402 to 950 code for a protein of 182 amino acids.
UAGGCUGCGAGCUCAGCUCCCCGAAGCGGCAGCAGUAUCGGCGGCAGCGCGCCUCGGUCUCUGGCCCCUUCACUCCGUGCCUUCUGCAGCUGCCACUGCAGCCGCCCGGCGGGGCUCUCUCCCUACAGCCAGCUCGCAGCCCCAGCACGGUGCCUUGGCAAAGAAAAAAGGGCUCUCGGACACGCGUUCCAGGCGGGUCCGGAGAGCCGUUCCUGGGCACCCUCGCUCUCCUGACGUCUUGCUUGCCCGCAGUUACUCCCUCAGCCCUUUGCUCCUGCGCAUCCGCUCCCACACCGGGGAGCAGUUUUGGUUGGCUUGGGCUCCGUCCUCCCUCGGCCGGUGGGAACGGUGUGCCCCAGAGAGGAAGUCUGGUAGGCCCGGCCCCUCCCAGCCCCGCGCCCAUGAGUGCCAGGGCGCCCAAGGAGCUGAGGCUGGCGCUGCCGCCUUGUCUCCUCAACCGGACCUUUGCGUCCCCCAACGCCAGCGGCAGCGGCAACUCGAGUGCCCGCGGCCAGGGCACCGGCGGCGGCACCUGCAUUACGCAGGUGGGACAGCAGCUCUUCCAGUCCUUCUCCUCCACGCUGGUGCUGAUUGUGCUGGUCACCCUCAUCUUCUGCCUCAUCGUGCUGUCCCUCUCCACCUUCCACAUCCACAAGCGAAGGAUGAAGAAGCGGAAGAUGCAGAGGGCUCAGGAGGAAUACGAGCGGGAUCACUGCAGCGGCAACCGCGGGGGCAGAGAGGCCCCGGCCAGUGGCCAGGCCCCAACCCACGCAAAAGAAACCCGGCCCUCCUCCUCCUCCUCCUCCUCCUCAACCCCAGGCCUCCCAUGCCAGGGUCCCUAUGCUCCUCCGCCUCCGCCGCCCGUCCCCAGUCCUCAAGGAGCACAUGCCACCUCCUCCUGUUUGGACACAGCUGGCGAGGCCCUUUUGCAAACGGUGGUACUGUCCUGAUUGUCUAGCCCCUCUCCUCCCCCUUCCUUGUCUCCAGCAUCAUUGCAGUCCUCGCUGUUCCCCUCAGUCCCCCCUCUCACUUUUCUCUGACCUCUCCUUUUCCUUCUUUCCUUGUUUGCCCUCCCCUUACUAUUUCUCCUCCGCCGAGGCACUGUGCGGUAUUUGUAAAUAUUGGGUAAGGAAAGUCUCGGAAGAAGAAAUAACGCUGAUAAGAAUACUUUAUUAUUAAUAUUUAUAGUAAUUAUUAUAAUACUAAUAACACAAUCCAAGCGCAUGACAAAUCACGUAAUUUCUCAUUGUCAAGGAAGGAUGCGUCUUCCCUCUCCACCCUGCGCCCCCCACAAUAAGGAGGAGAAACCGCACAUGCUACCAAAUAUAUAACAGGUAUUAACCCGGAGCAAAGAGUGGAGGGGCCCGGUGUGUUGUACAUAGCUGUCAGGUUAAGGUUCCCCUACCCUCCGCCCCCCAAGCUUUCACUUUCCCGUCAGAUUCUCUCCCUUCCUCAUCCCCUCCCUCAGCCAGGCUCAGGCAAUAGUAUAUGAUGAAGAAAACGUCUACAUUAAGCGCCAGGACUACCAGAGGCCGCAGAGACAGUCCCAGAAAAACGUUAUGACAGGUACUGCUCUCCAGUCAUUCCUCUUCUCACUCCUUAGUUAACCAUUCCUUUUUCCAGGACAAGGCAUUUUAAUUUACUUUUAGAUAUGCCCCUCGCUGGCCGAGCAUAAGUACAUUGAAAAUCUUUAAAUUAGUUUUUAAAAAUCUACUGCUUUAGCUCUCUGCCCAAUCCCCACCUGUACACCUUUGACUUGUGGCAUUUUCAGGAUUCACAAAGGACCUGGGAGCUGUCCAGCCAGGUCUGGUGCUGAAAUAGCCUCACAGAACUGGUUACUUUUUUUGGUUGUGCAGGCGAAGGAGGGGCUUUUUGGAAAGUGACUAUUCUAUUUUUUGUUGGUUUCUUUCUUCUUUUUCUACAAUCUGGUUUGUGUGUACUAUAGGUUUUCUUAAUAUUUAAUAUUGUAUAAGUUACCUUUUUUUGUAAAAAAAACAAACAAAACAAAACUAUUAGGUGAUGUUCAGUACUGAAAGUGCAGUAUCUAACCAACCAGAAUGUUUCUGUUUAAUUUUUAGGAGAAGUACACCUUUGUUAUACAUUUAUUACAUUGGUACCAAAUACAGAAGCAAACUAUAGUUCUGUUAUACAUCCUCCAAACUGUAUAUUCUUGUUCUAAUUUCCAGCUGUUGGUAUAAUGGUUAUCACUGGAUGAGAAAUUCAGUGGUGCAGGUCUGACUUCUACUGUUUCCAGAAGUGUUCUUUUGUAUCUUACUCUGUAGUAGACUGUUAUAUAAAUAUAACACAUAUGUUUUUCUUUUGCAAAUAACAGAAACAACCACAAUAGAAAACAAAUAAUGGAUGUGCAGGAAUGCCAUCUAUUAAAACAUGGCUAAUAUUUAAACAGUGCCUGUAAUCCUCCCUGCAUGCAAUUACCACCUGGAGGCAGUAGUGUGUAUGCUUGCUUGUACUGUAUGUGUUUGGAGGUGAGACUGGUGGGGAUGUUGGGCAAUUUGGAUGACAGGACAUGUAAAUUUCAAGAGAAGUUAAGCCCAGUAACUACUUAUAGGAUAAAAAUAUUUGCAGCUUGCUUACUUAGAAAUCUGUGCUUGCAUUUGAAAUAUGGCAAAGGAAGUGUUCUCUUUCUCUUUAUGAGUCUGGCUUACCUAACUUCAAUGAAUA